AAUAUAAAAAUAAUAAUAAUAACAAUAACAAAAAAAAUUCAAAAAUAAAUAAAUAACAAUACGGAAUAACAAAAUAAAUUCUAAAAAAGAAGAAAAAUAAAUAAAUUAAAUCGCCUUGUUCCAAUGACAUGGCUGUCGCGCACAGGGAUUGCGCCGACGAUACGACGACCGUGCAGAUCUUGUGUGCGGGCGCCAUGUCGCGGGGGCCAUGCUUGUGCGCGGCAACCAUGUGGUAGGCGAAAGGCCUGUGCGCAGUGCUCUGUUCAUCGUUUUCGAUUGAUCAAGAAAAUCUUCUAUGGCGGCACUUCAAAUAGUCUUUGUUCCAGAUGGAAAGUUGCUAUUCUAUUAUGCCGUUGGUUGUUGCCGAGACUUUGCUGAGUGCGGAUGAGCUGAAGAAGGACGCCAAAUCUGAAUAUUUUAAGGGAAGCCCCCUAUUACUGCAGAUUUGGCUCGUGGAACGACUUAGGCUCUUGGAAACUCCUGCCGAUCCUAAACAUUAUCGCCCUAUAGCCUUGGGUAACCGAAAAUAUUUGCACCGAGGCCAGGACGAGGCCGAGUGGGCCUCCUUUUUUACUCAUGGUAUCUGUUCUAUUAAGUGGGUGGUACCGUGGUGGGGUUUGACUACUAUGACGGGGGGUUUUGAUGUAUCGGUUUAUGUUUCCUUGUUGGGGCUAUCUCGACCCACUUAUAUUUUCCCUUACCGAGUCAUGCGUCAAUACGGUUUAAGGCAGACUAUCCCCUUUUCUGAUACGGUACCACCUAAAGUAGCGGCCUUUUCACAAGCACGGGUUCAAGCGUGGGCUAAGUAAUAUGAUGGUCUCCCGCGUUGGGCCGUAGCUACAAAUGGCUUUGUGGGUCUUUCUGAAAACUACAAGUUGUGGAUGAGCUCCGAUGAUAAGGCUGUGAGGACCGAGGCUCGAAAUGGGGAGCCGACUGAGCUUUUGAUACCUCGCAUUCGGGUCAGAUAUGAGGGCCGUGAUUCUGCCAAUCCUCGUACCCAUGGUAUUAAGACUGUGAAAGCUCGUCCUGAUCGAAAACGAAAGGAAGUUCCUCCCCGUUCCAGUUCUAGGCGUAAAAAGGUGCCUAACAUGAAGGGGCUUGCUGUUGUUAAAAGAAGUGCAGGCUCCCGCGGAGAUCUUUGCCGGAACAAUGUAUGGGUUAGGAAGGCUCAGCCGCCUGUAGAAACAGUGGCUAGUCUAGUUGAUGAUAAUAAUUCUUCUCCCACCAUUGUCUGUGCCCUUGAGGCUGAGCGGGCUAAAACCGAGAAUGUUUCUGAAGCCUUGGCAUCUUUGGAAGUUAGUGUCCAGGAGCCGGUUCUUAUGGAGAUUGAUAUAGGGGCAGCGCAGAAGACUGUGGGGGUGGAUCCUGCGAACAUUGCCCUCUACAAGACUUUAUUUGAUGAUCCGGAAGAACUAGAGUAGUGUAGUUCUUGCUAGGUGUAGGUGCCCUUUAUUUUUUUCAGUUGUGUUUGUUUUUUCAUUUCUUAGCACUUUGUUUUCCUUCUUAUUAUUUUUCAAUAAAGUCGUACUUUAGUUUCAUUUUCAUUUUUGUUUCUCCUCUUUUUUAUAUUUUUAUAUGUCUAAUACUUUUGCACAAUUUAUAUAUGUUUUUUUUUAUUGGACCGAAUCCUUGGUAAGGAUUGCCUACGUAUCUUGUCAGAAUCAGGUCGCGCGUA
This is a messenger RNA of Spinacia oleracea (spinach), 1675 nucleotides long. RefSeq lists its product as uncharacterized. Bases 882 to 1421 code for a protein of 179 amino acids. The transcript has 3 exons. Lineage: Eukaryota; Viridiplantae; Streptophyta; Magnoliopsida; Caryophyllales; Amaranthaceae. The record is from RefSeq and is a predicted model, not a curated record.